Thyridium curvatum is the source of this 930-nucleotide messenger RNA. RefSeq lists its product as uncharacterized. The transcript is spliced from 2 exons. The record is from RefSeq and is a predicted model, not a curated record. Bases 1 to 930 code for a protein of 309 amino acids. NCBI's taxonomy places the organism in Eukaryota, Fungi, Ascomycota, Sordariomycetes, Thyridiales, Thyridiaceae.
AUGCAAGAAGCAUGCUGCACCUGCGCCCGGCUCCUCUCCGCUGAUCCCGGCCGGUCCGGCUCCGAGAAGAAGAACAUCGACGGAGCAUUCCCGGAAUACCACCGCAGACUAGACUGUUGCGGCCGGGUCAUCUGCCGAGACUGCACUUCCACAAACACACGCUUCGCCACCUACUGCCCCUACUGCCAAAUCUCAUCCUGCCCCUCCGCCCUGCCCCCAGGCGGCCUGCGCGCCCCGCCGCCCUACGGGGCUUCAGCCGCAGGCAACAGCAAGAACAGAGAGCCGCCCUGCCGGCAGCGUGUACCCCCAGCCGCCAGUGACGACGCCCCGCCGCCGUACGCCGUCGCAGCCGCCGCAGCGGAGACCAACUACGCCGCCAACGACGACAGCAAGGCCCAGGCACCGGCCGCAGAAGCAGAAGCACAAGUAGAAGACGUCCUGCACUUCCUCGACCACGACCGCGACACGGUCGCCUCCCUCUCCCUGCGCUACGGCGUGCCCGCGGCCGCCCUCCGCGCCGCCAACCGCCUGCCCAGCGACGCCCUGCUCGCCGCGCGGCGCGCCGUCGUCAUCCCCUCCGGAUCCGGGACGAGGAGGGGGCCGGGGCCCGGCGGCGGUCUCGUAAGCCUGUCGCCGCGCCCCGUCGGCGGCGAGGCCGAGGAGCUGCGCAAGGCCAAGAUCCGGCGCUGGAUGGUGGCCUGCAAGGAGGCCGACUACGACGUGGCCGUGCUGUACCUCGAGGGCGCCGACUACGACCUGGCGCUGGCGACCGAGGCGUACCUGGCCGACGAGGAGUGGGAGCGGGCACACCCCGUCGAGCAAGGUGCCGGGCGAUCAGGGGCCAGCAGAACCGGCAAGGCUCCAUCAUCGUCCUUGAAGAACCGCUUCCGCUUUGGGAAAGGGAGUCUGUCACGGACAUCCUCAGGCUAA